GAUAACAGAUUAUUCACCACGGAAGAAAAAGUAUGGAUUAUCAGAAGGGUCCAAUCAACCACUAACACUGCAGUUGAUCAAAAAUCUUUCAAGAAAAGUCAUGCUUUAGAAGCAUUAAAAGAUUAUGUUUCGUAUUUGUUCUGUGCCGUUUUCUUCUUGCAGCAACUAGCUAAUAAUUUAACAUAUCAACAAAGUUUACUUUACGCAAACCUCGGGGGCAUAACUAAUCUAGACUCGACUUUGGUAACGGUUGCCGGAUCUGGUUUUGCAACCUUGUGGGCUUGGUUGGCAAGUUUAGUCAUUUAUAUUUUUCCAAAUACUUCAUUCUUUGCAGGAAUAUGGUCUAUUGUCCCAGCCUUUGUUGGGUCAAUCUUAGCAGUUUCUCUUAAGUAUAGUAAUACCAUUGGAAUGCUAGCUGGGGUGGUCAUGGCUUCUCAAUGCUUUGGUGUUCAGUGGAUUAUAGCCUUCGGACUUUCUAAAGCAACAGCAAGAUCCCAAACUAAACAAAAAGUUAGGGCUGCUAUGAUGAUGAUGAGUUAUUCAAUUUCAAAUAUCAUAAGUCCUCAGCUUUGGCAAGAAAAAGAUGCCCCUAGGUACUACCCUGCAUGGAUUGUCCAAAUAGUAUUAAGUUUCUUCUGUGCACCUUUAAUCUUAGGUGUCAUUUGGCUUAUACUAGCUAGAAGAAACAGAGAAAGAAGAAAAGUGAUUGAUUCUGGUGAAGUGGAGAAAGUAGGUAUCGUUAAAGACGACGAAGGUCAUGAAAUGGUUGUUAGUGUUGCAGCUUUAGAUUUAACUGACUUAGAAGAUAAUGUUAAGGGCUCUCUGGAAGCAAUUUACCCGCUUUCAAAGGAGACUGCUAUCAAAGGUUUGGCUGAUACGGUGAGAGGAAAAUUGGGAAUUCUCGCAGGUUCUAUCACUAAAGACACAUGUCCAAACCAAGUUAGAAAUCCGACUCCUGGAUUCUCAAUGCCUCAUUGGAUAAUGAACCGUAAAAGUUGCCCAAAAGGAUACAAUAAGCCCAAACUAUACAUAGAGUCUUCUGAUCUUAAUGUUUAA
Molecule: messenger RNA, 1056 nt
Organism: Hyphopichia burtonii NRRL Y-1933
Lineage: Eukaryota; Fungi; Ascomycota; Pichiomycetes; Serinales; Debaryomycetaceae
Exons: 2
Biological process (GO): L-cysteine transport
Cellular component (GO): membrane
Molecular function (GO): L-cysteine transmembrane transporter activity
Source: RefSeq, a predicted model, not a curated record